GGUUUUGAGGGCCCCACCUGCAACCACAGAGCCCCCUCCUGUGGCCACCACCACUGCCACCACGGUGGCCUGUGUCUGCCCUCCCCCAAGCUUGGCUUCCCACCCCGCUGUGCCUGCCUCAAUGGCUACGGGGGCCCUGACUGCCUGACCCCACCUGCUCCUCAUGGCUGUGGCCCUCCUUCUCCAUGCCUACACAAUGGCAGUUGCUCAGAGAUCCCUGGGCUGGGGUCCCCAGCCUUCCGAUGCUCCUGCCCUCCCAGCUCUCCAGGGCCCCGGUGUCAGAGGCCUGGAGCAAAGGGAUGUGAGGGCAGAGGUGGAGAUGGGGCCUGUGAUGCUGGCUGCAGCGGCCCUGGAGGAAAUUGGGAUGGGGGAGACUGCUCCCUGGGGGUCCCGGACCCCUGGAAGGGCUGUCCUUCCCACUCCCGGUGUUGGCUUCUCUUCCGGGAUGGGCAGUGCCACCCACAGUGUGACUCUGCAGAGUGUCUGUUUGAUGGCUACGACUGUGAGACUCCUCCAGCCUGCACUCCAGCCUAUGACCAGUACUGCCGUGAUCACUUCCACAACGAGCACUGCGAGAAAGGCUGCAACACUGCAGAAUGUGGCUGGGAUGGGGGUGACUGCAGGCCCAAAGAUGGAGAUUCAGAAUGGGGGCCCUCCCUGGCCCUGCUGGUGGUGCUGAGCCCCCCAGCCCUGGACCAGCAGCUGCUUGCCCUGGCCCGGGUACUAUCCCUGACUCUGAGAGUGGGGCUCUGGGUAAGGAAGGACAGUGAUGGCAAGGACAUGGUGUACCCCUAUCCUGGGGCCCAGGCCGAAGAGGAGCUAGUAGGAACCCUGGAUCCCUCUCAUCAGGAGAGAGCAGCCCCUCAAACACAGCCUGGGGGCAAGGAGACAGACUCUCUCAGCACUGGGUUUGUGGUAGUGAUGGGUGUGGAUUUGUCCCGCUGUGGCCCUGACCACCCUGCAUCCCGCUGUCCCUGGGACCCUGGGCUCCUGCUCCGCUUCCUUGCUGCAAUGGCUGCAGUGGGGGCCCUGGAGCACCUACUGCCAGGACCGCUGCUGGCUGCCCAUCCUCGUGCUGGCACUGGUAGCACCACCAACCAACCAGCUUCCCUGGCCUGUGUUGUGCUCACCAGUGGCUGGGGUGCUCCUCCUGGCCCUUGGGGCCUUCUCGUCCUUCAGCUCAUCCGGCGGCGGCGCCGUGAGCAUGGGGCCCUCUGGCUGCCCCCUGGGUUCAUUCGAAGGCCUCGAACUCAGCCCACUCCCCGCAGACGCCGGCCUCCCCUGGGUGAAGAUAGCAUCGGCCUCAAGGCACUGAAGCCAGAGGCAGAAGUUGAUGAGGAUGGAGUUGUGAUGUGCUCAGGCACCAAAGAAGGCGAAGAGGUGCGCCAGGCUGAGGAAAUGGCCUCACCCUCCAAGUGCCAGCUCUGUCCUCUGAGGGGUGACUGUCAGGAGCUCCCCCAGGCAGCCAUGCUGACUCCUCCCCAGGAAUCUGAGAUGGAUGUCCCUGACGUGGAUACCCGUGGGCCUGAUGGGGUGACAGCCCUGAUGUCAGCAGUUUGCUGUGGGGGAGUGGAGUCCAGGACCUUCCAGGGGUCAUGGUUGGGAAGCCCUGAACCCUGGGAACCUCUGUUGGGUGGAGGGGCCUGUCCCCAGGCUCACACUGUGGGUACUGGGGAGACACCCCUGCACCUGGCUGCCCGAUUCUCCCGGCCAACCGCUGCCCGCCGUCUCCUUGAGGCUGGAGCCAACCCCAACCAGCCAGACCGAGCAGGGCGCACCCCUCUUCACACCGCUGUGGCUGCUGACGCUCGGGAGGUUUGCCAGCUCCUGCUCCGCAGCAGACAGACUGCAGUGGAUGCACGGACAGAGGACGGGACCACAGCCCUGAUGCUGGCCGCUAGGCUGGCGGUGGAGGACCUGGUUGAAGAACUGAUUGCAGCCCAAGCAGAUGUGGGGGCCAGAGAUAAAUGGGGAAAAACCGCGCUGCACUGGGCCGCCGCCGUGAACAACGCCCGGGCCGCCCGCUCCCUUCUCCAGGCCGGAGCCGAUAAAGAUGCCCAGGACGGCAGGGAGCAGACGCCGCUGUUCCUGGCGGCCCGAGAAGGGGCGGUGGAAGUAGCUCAACUGCUGCUGGGACUAGGAGCGGCCCGAGGACUGCGGGACCACGCCGGGCUAGCGCCCGGAGACAUCGCUCGCCAGCGUAACCACUGGGAUCUGCUGACGCUACUGGAGGGGGCGGGGUCACUGGAAGUGCGUCACAAAGCCACGCCCGGCCGCGGGGCGGAAGCCUUCCCGCGCUCGCGUACCGCGUCGGGAAGCUUGCCCCCGCGUCGGGGCGGGGCUGUGCCGCGCAACCGGACGCUGUCAGCUGGGGCUGGUCCGCGUGGGGGCGGAGCAUGUCUGCAAACCCAGACUUUGUCAUUAGAAUGGGCCGCGCGUGUGGGUGGAGCCUAUUCGCAUUGCCAGAGCCCAUCGAAAGGAGCAGGAGGCGGCCUGUCCCCCGGAGGCCGGAGAUUUUCUCCAGGCAUGCGCGGGCCUCGGCCCGACCCGGCUGUAGUGCCAGGAAGAUCCGGGGCCGCUUCCGGGGGCGGGGGUGGGGCCUCAGCCGACGAUUGGCCCUGCGAUUGGGUGACCCUGAGAGCCUGCGGCUCCAACACUCCAAUCCCGCCUCCUUGCCUUACGCCGUCCCCGGAGCGGGGAUCCCCUCAAGUCGCCUGGGAUCCUCCAACCCACCAAGUAACAAUUUUAAACGCGGGAGGCGAGGGUCAAAAAUAG
This is a messenger RNA of Puma concolor (puma), 2775 nucleotides long. The record is from RefSeq and is a predicted model, not a curated record. NCBI's taxonomy places the organism in Eukaryota, Metazoa, Chordata, Mammalia, Carnivora, Felidae.